Molecule: messenger RNA, 2111 nt
Organism: Achroia grisella
Lineage: Eukaryota; Metazoa; Arthropoda; Insecta; Lepidoptera; Pyralidae
Exons: 6
Coding region: 286-1137 (283 amino acids)
Source: RefSeq, a predicted model, not a curated record
UUACGCGGUUAGCACGCUCCGCCCGAGCGCGCCAUUCAAAUAUGGAACACGAUACAAACGCGCGAGGUGACUUGUAAACAACGGUCGUCGUAAUUCGAAAUUUAAUUUAUUUGUUUAAUAUUUUUCUUUUUAAAUUUAAAAAUGUUAUAUAAUGUUACAAAUGUUAUCAGCAGUGGACGCUAUUUAUUUUGUGCAGCUAAACCUUUAUAAUGUGACUACAUUUUUCGUUCUGUUCAUACUACUUGCGGUGCAUGUGAAAUUGAACCAAAAUUUGUGUAAAUUACUAUGCACAGCUACGAAAGCAUAAAAAUGAAGUUUAUAUCACUAAUCACGUUGUGUGCUAUAACCUCAGCACACGAGAUUACCCAAUUGAAGGUGCCGUUAUAUGCAGAUCCGCGGAGACCCGCGGUCCUAAGCUGCCAUUUUCAAAUGGACGAUCAGAAAUUACAUUCUGUCAAGUGGUACAGGGAUAUGAAUGAAAUAUUUAGAUAUAAUCCCUCUCAGAAGCCACCUAUACGACUGUUCAACGUAACGGACAUCAUGGUGCAAGGAGGGGAGUGUCAAAUAGAUUCGUGUAUGGUGAAAGUUAUGCCACCUCCUGUAGCGACGAGGGCCGCAUAUACUUGUGAAGUCUCUACAGAGGGUCCAAAGUUCCAGAUAGCGAGGCAAACCAAGCACAUGACUGUUGUUGCGAUGCCGGAUCUGGAUCCAGUUAUAAGUGGAGCCCCAAAGGUGCUGAAGCCUGGCGAGCAGAUAUUCCUGAAUUGUUCAUCGGACUAUUCAUUGCCGCCGUCGGAUAUAAAUUGGUAUAUCGACAACGAGCUACAAAAGCCCGAAGCUUGGCAGAGGACGGAGCUGAGUGCAGUUCAGCCUGGUGGUCUUCGUAUGUCCUGGCGAGUGCUGAGGCUACGGGUUCCGACUACAGUUAGCGGCGCGUUGAGGAUACGCUGCGAAUCCAUACUGUUGGUCGAACCUCCUGUAGUUCGAGACACGGCCACAAUCAUCACUGUGCACUCUCAGACACAGUUAUCGAAAUAUGUUUCUAAUAAUAGAGGUAUAAACAUAACUGCAAGUACAGUGUUAUUAAUAGCAGUAACGUGGACUCUUAAUGAAAUAUCAAUAUUCAUGAGCUUAUGAGGAUGGGUUUGAAGUUUAUCUGGUGAUAUUAGUGUAAGUGUAGAUAAUAACGAUUGGCAUACAUUUCGUGUACCUACCACAAAUGUAACAAAGAAAUUUAUUGUAACUAUAGAACAAAAUUACAUAAUUAUGUAUAAAAUCCCGAAACAAAAAUUACCUAAGGAACCUCAUAAUUAUGUAUCGUGAAGGAUUUAUUAUUUUUUGUACAUUCUAAAAUAUUAGAAAUUGUAUAAAGUAAGGACAUAUAAAAAAUAAUAUAUAGAGUUGUUCCAUAUAUAGGUGUGAAGUCAGGUUUAGAUUAUUAACUACAAUAAAAUUAUUUCUUAUUUGAAAACUGCAAAUAUUAAUUAUGUAAGCAUCAAAAACGGUAUUUGGGAACAGAAAUUCUAUAACACACUACCAGAAUAAUCAUAUUGUUGUUAUUAAAAAGACCGUAAGUAGUUUAUUAAUUAUAAUAUUGUAGGUAUUCCAAAUUUCCUUAACUCAGAUAAAUUAAACUCAAUUUAAUGCAAUAGUAAUCAGAUAAUUUAUUUUUUCUGUUUUAUUGGAAUUAUUAUCUAAACCUGCCUUCACAAUAAAUUCUUGAAAAAUAAAACUAUAAUUGUAAUAUAAACAAAAAUAUUAUGUUUUUUUAUUAUAUCACUUUUGUAGAUCUUCUGAACGUUAAUUAGUUAUUUGUAAUAUAAAUUACUGAUAGAUGAAUUAUUAGGCAUUAAUCUAUGGCUGUGUUUUCACUUAAGAUAAUGUCAAUUCUUUGCACGACAUCAUCUUUUAAAUAUAUUGUACAGUGACACAAAAUUGAUGUUUUGUUUCUGUUUUCUUUGUAUUGUAUUUAUUGUAAAUUUUAAAUGGAAUACGUAAAUAAAGUUAUUGAGAAAUACCAUUGUAUGGAUUCAUUUCUGUGUAACUGCUCUUUUUAUAUUUCUAUAUUUCGCGUCAUGCGUAUUUCGCCAAUUUAGCCCAAAUCAUACAAA